GAGCGAUCAGAUUUUUAUGGUUAUUAUAAGGACAAUAUGGGGGUAUUUACAGAUUUACAUCAAAUUAAAUCAAGCAGUUUUGACAGUUUCACAAGAUACUAAAGCAAAGUCGAGAAGAAAUAGCAGCACUUGUUGAAUGAAGGCUAGCUAUCCUGGGCAGGGCGCUGAGUGGGCUUUAGGGAUCCACAGACAUUUUCCCCCAAGCAGUUCUAAGUUCUGGGGAGGAGAAAAACAACUAAAAAUACUGAUCCAUCCGGGGAAGAAGGCUGGGGCGGGGGUUGGCUGGUUUUGGAGGACGUCAGCACCCCGUCGACCCGAGAGGCCCAAAGACGUCCAAAGGAACCAGGGCAGCUUGCUCUGGCCUCUGCAAGCCGCGCACACGCCGCCGUUUUCGCAGAGGAAGUAUCUCGCUGACCCAGGGCCGGGAGGCUUGCGCCUGCGCACUUUCGCAGAGCACGCUCCGGCGGGGUUGCCGGAAGUGCGACCUUCCGCUCCCGGGGCACAUUCCCAUCCGGGUCACGCCCAUCUUCCGGGUGUCUCUGACAGAGCUUUCUACACUGCCUUUUCGGCGACUUUUUGGUUUUCCGCUUUUUUGCCGCCGCGCCCAACCUUACACGCCCGCGCCAGCCCUGCCUUUCCUUGGGUCUCGACCCCGCCAGAGCCGCACCCCGGCCUUAGGUCGCCCGUUGGAGCCGGAGCUGGAGCUGGGCCUCGGCGUCCCACGGGCCUCCACUCCCUCGGUUGGCUCGGGCGGGAGCUGUGGGCGAUCGCCGGGCUGCCGCGGCUCGGACCUGGGAGCGUGUCGGCGGGCAGUGCCGCGGGGCCCUGCCUAGCCCUUCCCCAAGGACGCGGGUAGAAGAAUACAUGUUCACCUUCAGUAAACAAGAGCAUGUUCCCAAACUCAAUUUUGGGUCGUCCGCCCUUCACUCCAAACCACCAACAGCAUAAUAGCUUCUUUGCCCUCUCACCAGCUCUUUAUUCACACCAGCAACUUAUUGAUGCGCACUUCAACUUUCAGAAUGCAGACUUGUCUAGAGCUGUGUCCUUACAGCAGCUGACAUACGGAAAUAUCAGUCCAAUACAGACCUCAGCAUCCCCGUUAUUUCGAGGAAGGAAGAGACUAAGCGAUGAAAAAACCUUUCCUCUUGAUGGUAAACGGCAGCGUUUCCAUUCACCCCACCAAGAGCCAACUAUAGUAAACCAGAUAGUGCCUUUCUCUGGGGAACGGAGAUACUCGAUGCCACCAUUGUUUCACACGCACUAUGUACCAGAUGUAGUCAGAUGUGUUCCACCUCUUCGGGAAAUACCAUUUUUGGAACCUAGAGAAAUCACACUGCCUGAGGCCAAAGAUAAGUUGAGUCAGCAGAUACUUGAGUUAUUUGAAACUUGUCAGCAGCAAGUAAGUGACCUAAAGAAGAAAGAGCUCUGUAGAGCACAGCUGCAGAGAGAGAUUCAGCUGCUGUUCCCACAAAGCAGACUCUUUUUGGUUGGGUCCUCUUUAAAUGGAUUUGGUGCCCGGAGCAGCGAUGGUGAUUUAUGCCUAGUUAUUAAAGAAGAACCAUUUUUUUUUCAGGUGAAUCAGAAGACUGAAGCACGCCAUAUACUCACCUUAGUCCAUAAGCACUUCUGUACUAGACUUUCUGGCUACAUUGAGAGGCCUCAGCUGAUUCGUGCAAAAGUGCCAAUAGUGAAGUUCAGGGAUAAAGUCAGUUGUGUGGAAUUCGACUUGAAUGUAAACAAUACUGUUGGAAUUAGAAAUACAUUCCUUCUCAGAGCUUAUGCAUAUCUUGAAAAUCGAGUUCGUCCAUUAGUGCUGGUGAUUAAGAAGUGGGCAAGUCACCAUGAGAUAAAUGAUGCCAGUCGUGGUACUUUAAGCAGCUAUAGUCUUGUAUUGAUGGUUUUGCACUAUUUACAAACCCUACCUGAACCCAUCCUUCCAUCCCUCCAAAAAAUUUACCCAGAUUCUUUUAGUCCUUCUGUACAGCUGCACCUUGUACAUCAAGCUCCAUGUAAUGUUCCUCCUUACCUCUCAAAGAAUGAAUCAAGUCUUGGGGACCUCUUACUGGGCUUUCUUAAAUACUAUGCUACCGAAUUUGACUGGAAUAGUCAGAUGAUUUCAGUUCGUGAAGCCAAAGCCAUUCCAAGGCCUGAUGAUAUUGAAUGGAGAAAUAAAUAUAUCUGUGUUGAAGAACCAUUUGAUGGAACAAAUACUGCCAGAGCUGUGCAUGAAAAGCAGAAAUUUGAUAUGAUCAAGGAUCAGUUUUUAAAGUCAUGGCACAGAUUGAGAAACAAGAGGGAUCUGAACAGUAUACUACCUUCAAGAGCUGCUAUCCUGAAAACAUAACUGGCCUCAUUCUUAAAUUCGUCUGAGAAGUAAAGAACAAUAGUUACAUCAUAAUGCAUUUUGUUUACCUCCAUCCUGAUUUAUUUUUAAUUGUUGUUGUUUUCAUGUUUUAUUUUUAAAAGGACAUACUUCUAUAAAGAUUACAUAUUUUAUUAUGGUAUUUCUUAAUAAAACUCUUUGAUUUAAAAAUGUAUUUUUGAAAUGUUUACAUUGAUGAUUAGUAGUAUUAUGGCAUGACUUUUAAACAAUCAGAUAAAAUAUAUUUUGGGAAAAUACCUGAACAAAUAAAAGGUUUUUGAUAUAACUUCAAUUAAUUGUACCACAGGCUAAUUCUGAAGAACUAUGGAAUUUUGCAAAGUGUCUCAUUCGUACAUACUUACAGUAUAACCUACAGUAAAUAGUUGUCCAGGUCUGUUCUAGUCAAGUGAAGAUUCAAGUCAGUUAUUCAGUUACUUGAAGCAAAUGAAAUCUUUUAUUUCAGUGAAAUCACUAUGUUGUCCUGAAAUACUGGACAAUUGUCUUAAGUCUUCACCUGACUCCCUGAGAUAGACUGGGGCUUUGGGGGCUUGUCUGUAGUACUGUGAUGUCAGUACUUCACAUACUUUUCUUUGAUAGAUGCUUGAGCUUGCAUUAAUUAGAUUUUGUUGAAACAAUACAUCUUGCACUAUUGUAAUGGGAGCACUAGCUUUUAAAGCAGUUAGUGACUUGUUGGUAGAAUGUUUAAAAAUCUCUGACAUAGAGGCUUGGGGAACUGAAGUGUCCCUGCUUUGUGGUAGCUUAGUGCUGUGUGUACUUUUGCUUUACUUCUGGUUUCCUGCUUUUAUUUUCCCUACGACAGAAAACUGAAAUAUCAAAGUUAAGAUUAUAUCCUAUUUGUAGAAUCAGAUUUCUUUCUGUGAACAGUUACAGGAUUAUAAUCUAUAAACAGGAAUUUUAGGCAGUAAGCCACUAUAAAGUGUUUUAGACAAAACAUAAUAUUAUUAUAAAUAAAAGCUUAAUGUUUAUACAAAAAUCUUUUUAGUAUUUCUUUUCCACCUGAAAGAUGUAGUGGUGGCUUUGAAUGAAAGCUAUAGUGUUUAUUAGGAUUGUUCUUGGCUUAUGUAAAUAUUUGUAAAUUGGUCAGUACCUGUAAAUUUAAAUAUAAAAGGUUAUCUUGAAGGCAGUUUUAACUUUUUCAAAGAUUGCAAACAACUUGUAGGUCUACUGUAGUACAGUUUGUACCUCUAAUGUAUUUUUUUGCAGACCAACUAAAACAUGAAAACUUUUGCUUUCUUUGACUUAUAAAGGGUGCAGACUUUUUUUCUUUAAGUUUAAAUUUUUGUAUACUGUCAAAAUAAAGUUUCUAUACGGAAA
This is a messenger RNA of Nannospalax galili (Upper Galilee mountains blind mole rat), 3697 nucleotides long. It is a transcript of the gene Tent2, whose product is annotated as terminal nucleotidyltransferase 2. The transcript has 15 exons. Gene Ontology annotation, molecular function: poly(A) RNA polymerase activity. Lineage: Eukaryota; Metazoa; Chordata; Mammalia; Rodentia; Spalacidae. The coding region runs from base 890 to 2344 and encodes 484 amino acids. Gene Ontology annotation, cellular component: cytosol. The record is from RefSeq and is a predicted model, not a curated record.